AUUCUUUCACACAAAAUUUCCAUCUUCAUAAUCACUUUCAAUUCUGUCACUUAAAACCCUACUUUCCCAUUUUAGUAUGUUCAUCCAGUAGUUUUUAGAAACGGAAAACUAUAUACAUAUAGAGAGAAAAGCUGUAAAUGAGAUGGGUUUUUUUCAACUUCUAAUCUAUGCAUUAGCAGUUUCAUCAUUUACUAUCAAUGCUGAUGAAUCUCUCAAUUUAAACGACGACGUUUUAGGACUAAUAGUCUUCAAAUCCUCUAUCAAUGACCCAUCAUCACAUCUAUCCUCAUGGAAUCAAGAUAAUGAAACCCCAUGUUCUUGGAAGUUCAUAACAUGCAAUCCAGUAACGGGCCGGGUCACGGGCCUCUCUCUAGACGGGCUAAAUCUUUCAGGAAAGAUUGGUAGAGGGCUAGAAAAGUUGCAAAACCUUAAGGUACUAUCACUUGCUAAUAACAACUUCACAGGAUCCAUUGACCCUCAACUAUCACUUCUUGCCAACCUUGAAAACCUUAACCUUAGUCGAAACAGUUUUUUGGACCGAAUCCCGAGUUCUUUAAUGAACUCGAGUACCAUAAAGUUUCUAGAUUUAUCACAAAACUUAUUAUCUGGACCAGUUCCAGAUGACUUGUUUUUAAAUUGUGUUUCUCUUAGAUCACUUUCCUUAUCAGGAAAUAAUCUUGAAGGUCCACUUCCUAGCUCACUUUCCAAAUGCACAACCUUAAAUCAUCUUGAUCUUUCCAAUAAUCGAUUUUCAGGUAAUCCGGAUUUCUUAUCGGGUAUUUGGUCAUUGACCCGGAUUCGUGUAUUGGAUCUUUCUCACAAUUCCUUUUCGGGUUCAAUACCUACUGGUGUAGUUGCAUUGCAUGAUUUGAAAGAACUUUCCUUACAAGGAAACCAAUUUUCAGGAGCUUUACCUUCUGAUAUUGGUUUAUGCCCACAUUUAAAGAAGCUAGAUUUAAGCAAUAAUCUCUUCACAGAAUCAAUUCCUCAAUCUUUCCAUGCACUUUCUUCUUUAAAUUAUCUAAAUCUAGCUAACAACGCAUUAACCGGUGAAUUUCCUCAAUGGAUUGGAAGUUUGGGAGCACUAGAAUACUUGGAUUUCUCUGAAAACGGAUUGACUGGAAUCCUUCCGGAAUCAAUGGGCAAAUUACCAUCAUUGAGUUAUUUAAGCCUCUCUGAUAAUAGUUUAAGUGGGAGCAUUCCAUUGUCAUUAUCUUACUCUAGUAAACUGUCAACAAUUUCAUUAAAAAGGAAUAGGUUCAAUGGUAGUAUUCCUGCAGGUUUAUUCGAGCUUGGGUUUGACCAAAUUGACUUAUCCAGAAACGAGCUUACGGGUUCUGUUCCUCCGGGUUCAAGUAAACUCUAUGAGACUCUUCAGGUUCUAGAUCUUUCAGGGAACCAGCUUACGGGCGAUAUCCCAGCUGAAAUAGGACUGAACUCUAAGUUAAGAUACUUGAACUUGUCAUGGAAUAAUUUUGAGACAAGCAUGCCGCCAGAGUUGGGCUACUUUCAGAAUCUAACUGUAUUAGAUCUCCGGAAUGCUGCGUUUCAUGGGUCCAUUCCUAGCGAUAUUUGUGAUUCGGGCACUCUUGGAAUCCUUCAACUUGAUGGAAACUCUUUCACAGGAUCAAUACCUGAGGAGAUCGGAAAUUGUUCUUUACUCUACUUACUGAGUAUGUCUCACAACAGUUUGAAUGGCUCCAUUCCAAGAUCAAUGUCACAACUGAAAAAGCUAAAGAUUUUGAAGCUAGAAUACAACCAACUGGCAGGUGAAAUACCACAAGAGCUUGGUGAAUUAGAAAACCUUCUGGCUGUAAACAUAUCUUACAACAGGUUACAAGGAAGACUUCCUUCUGGGGGCAUAUUUCAAAGCUUAGAAGCAAGUUCUAUGGAAGGCAAUUUAGGUAUUUGCUCACCAUUGUUGAAAGGACCGUGUAAGAUGAACGUACCAAAGCCUCUAGUUCUUGACCCAUUUGCAUUUGGGAAUCAAAAUGGACAACAUGAAGGCGGAGCAAGAGGUGAUGAAUCGUCAAGUAGUUUCAAGCAACAUCAUUUUCUAAGUAUCUCAGCCAUUGUUUCGAUAUUCGCAGCUGUUGUGAUCUCCAUUGGGGUUUUGGUAAUUAGCUUACUCAAUAUCUCGGCUAGAAGACGGCUUGCAUUUGUUAAUGAUGCACUUGAGAGUUGUUCGAGUUCUUCACGCUCUGGAGCCAGUUUAUCUAUGGGGAAGCUUGUUUGGUUUGAUUCAAAAACCAACCCUGAUAAUUAUUGCAUUGCAAACCCUGAAGUUUUCAUAAAAACGGCGAACGAGAUAGGCAGUGGAGUGUUUGGAACUGUCUAUAAAACUCCAAUAGGAGAAGAUGGUGGUGAUGCUUUAGCUAUCAAGAAUCUUGUUGUGUCGAAUAUGAUUCAGUAUCCUGAAGAUUUUGAUAGAGAGGUUCGGGUUUUAGGAAAAAUAAGACACCCAAAUCUUGUGUCACUUAAAGGGUACUACUGGACUCCAAAAGUGCAGCUUUUAGUGACCGAUUAUGUACCAAAUGGGAGCUUACAAGCAAAACUCCACGAAAGGUUGCCUUCAAGUCCACCUCUGUCAUGGCUUAGCCGAUUUAAGAUUCUUCUGGGAACCGCAAAAGGACUUGCUCAUUUACACCACUCGUUUCGUCCUCCAGUUAUUCACUACAACAUCAAGCCCAGUAACAUUCUUCUCGACGACAAUUUGAACCCAAAGAUAUCUGACUUUGGGUUGACCCGAAUUUUGUCAAGGCUAGAUAAGCAUGUCAUGAGCAACCGCUUUCAAAGUGCAUUAGGCUACGUGGCUCCGGAACUUGCAUGCCAAAGUUUACGUGUCAAUGAGAAAUGUGAUGUAUAUGGGUUCGGGGUAUUGAUAUUGGAGAUCGUGACAGGGAGACGACCGAUUGAGUAUGGGGAAGAUAACGUGUUGAUACUUAACGAACACGUGAAGAUUCUGUUGGAAGAAGGGAAUGUAUUGGAGUGUGUUGAUGAAAGUAUGGGAGAGUAUGCGGAAGAAGAAGUGUUGCCUGUUUUAAAACUUGCAUUGGUGUGUACUUCUCAAAUACCUUCUAGCAGGCCAACAAUGGCAGAAGUAGUUCAAAUAUUACAAGUUAUCAAGACACCAAUUCCACAUAGGAUGGAAGCUUAUUAGAUUUUAUAGGAUUGUAAUUUGAUUUUGGUUGGUUGUUCUGUAAUUUGUUAUUAUGUUACUCUUGUAUGGAUGAUUUCAAACCUUUCAGUACUUCAUCCAAUAUGAUCUAAGUUCCUUAAUUUUGGGACAAGGUUACUCCA
This is a messenger RNA of Erigeron canadensis, 3300 nucleotides long. RefSeq names its product probably inactive leucine-rich repeat receptor-like protein kinase At3g28040. Gene Ontology annotation, molecular function: protein binding; ATP binding; protein kinase activity. The transcript has 2 exons. The record is from RefSeq and is a predicted model, not a curated record. Gene Ontology annotation, biological process: protein phosphorylation. The coding region runs from base 143 to 3160 and encodes 1005 amino acids. NCBI's taxonomy places the organism in Eukaryota, Viridiplantae, Streptophyta, Magnoliopsida, Asterales, Asteraceae.